This is a messenger RNA of Pyricularia pennisetigena, 3429 nucleotides long. RefSeq lists its product as uncharacterized. The record is from RefSeq and is a predicted model, not a curated record. The transcript is spliced from 2 exons. Gene Ontology annotation, cellular component: endoplasmic reticulum; membrane. Lineage: Eukaryota; Fungi; Ascomycota; Sordariomycetes; Magnaporthales; Pyriculariaceae. Gene Ontology annotation, biological process: carbohydrate metabolic process; endoplasmic reticulum mannose trimming; mannose trimming involved in glycoprotein ERAD pathway. Gene Ontology annotation, molecular function: calcium ion binding; mannosyl-oligosaccharide 1,2-alpha-mannosidase activity. The annotation marks the transcript as partial.
UCCGAACCCUCUGAUGCAUCUCCGAUCCCACCCCUGCAGGUGACGCCAACGCCGGACAUGGACCAAGGUCGCAGCAGCGCCAUGUCCGGAUGCGUGAUUCUCGGCCCCCGCGCCGCACCGGUCCCCGUCAUCCGCCUGGUGCUACUGCCGCUGCUGCUACUUGUAUCAUGUUUUACUUUCUGUGAGGGCAUGCGGCCGUCCCAGAUCGCGGAGCUACGUCGGGAGACCGUCGAACUGUUUUAUCAUGGCUUCGACAACUACAUGGAAAUUGCCUUUCCCGAGGACGAGCUGCGGCCAGUCACAUGCGCACCCCUCACCCGCGAUCCAAAGGAUCCCACCAACAUCUCGCUCAACGACGUCCUGGGAAACUACUCUCUUACCCUUGUUGACAGCCUGUCGACUCUUGCUAUACUGGCAUCUGCCCCCGACGAGGACGGCGAUGUCGGCCCCAAAGCGCUCCGCGAUUUUCAGGACGGCGUCAAGGCUUUGGUGGAGCAAUAUGGAGACGGCACAGACGGUCCCUCCGGUCAAGGCCUGCGAGCGAGGGGCUUUGAUCUCGACAGCAAGGUGCAAGUCUUUGAAACUGUUAUCAGGGGCGUAGGUGGCCUGCUCAGUGCCCAUCUUUUUGCUUCCGGAGAGCUACCCAUUCGGGGCUACGAACCACUGCCGGUAUUUGAGGGCCAGGAGCCCAAACCAUGGCCCAAUGGCCUGACAUAUAACGGUCAGCUUUUGCGACUUGCAAACGAUCUGGCCGAUCGCCUACUCCCGGCAUUUUACACGCAGACUGGCAUGCCGUACCCGCGUGUGAACUUGCGGCACGGUAUUCCAUUUUACCGCAACUCGCCUCUGCACGAUACCUCUGAUAUUAAUUACGAACCAAGUGGUCGAACUGCCGCCGAGGAGAUCACCGAGACGUGUAGUGCAGGGGCCGGAAGUCUGGUGUUGGAAUUUACUGUACUGAGCCGGCUUACUGGCGACCCGAAAUAUGAACAACUUGCGAAGCGGGCCUUCUGGGCUGUUUGGUAUCGGAGGAGCGAUAUUGGCCUGAUAGGCGCAGGAGUGGAUGCCGAACACGGCAAGUGGAUAGGGGCCUAUUCGGUGAUAGGCGCCGGCGCUGAUAGCUUCUUUGAAUAUGCGCUGAAAACGCACAUUCUUCUGUCGGGCCAUGCGCCUCCCAAGAAGGCCUCGUCUGCCGGUUCGACAUCAAGCAAGGGGAAGAUGAGCAACACCAAAAGAGGACUUGACCCAAACAUACUGUUUCCACCUUUGACGGACGAGGAGAACUCGCCUGAUAGUUUUCUCGAGGCAUGGCAUCACGCGCACGCUGCCACCAAACGGCACCUUUACAGCGAUCGCGGCCAUCCACACUAUGUGAGCGUCAACCUUUGGACCGGCUCGCUUGCGUCACAGUGGAUCGAUAGCCUGGGUGCAUAUUACUCUGGCCUCUUGACACUUGCCGGCGAGUUGGACGAAGCUAUCGAGACCAAUCUCCUUUAUGCUGCCGUGUGGACCAAGUACGCCGCGCUACCGGAACGCUGGAAUGUCAGAGAUAAAAUGGUCGAGGGAGGCUUGGGCUGGUGGCCGCUACGUCCCGAGUUCGUCGAGUCAACCUACUUUCUCUACUUGGCGACGAAAGACCCUUGGUACCUGCACGUUGGCGAGAUGGUUCUGCGCGAUGUCACGCGUCGUUGCAAGACAUCUUGCGGCUGGGCGGGGUUGCAAAAUGUCAUAGACGGGGAGAUGAGCGAUCGUAUGGAGAGUUUCUUUUUAGGAGAGACUGCAAAGUACAUGUACUUGAUGUACGAUGAGAACCACCCAUUGAACAAACUGGAUGCGCCAUUCGUAUUCACCACAGAAGGCCAUCCACUUAUUAUUCCCAAGGCGGCCGAACACCCCAGGCAGUCUCACACAACGGCUUCUACGGCGCGCAAGAACAAGGCCGCGGCAUCCUAUUACGACCCAGGCUUCACCAACUCUUGCCCUGUGCCCAAAGCGCCGGUGCCACUCACGGGGUCCUUGACCGCCGCGAGGAAAGAUAUUUUCCACGCCGCAAAGAUGGUCAACCUUCACCAGACUCCUAUUCACUCGGGCAGAACUGUUGUUGAGGACAAGCCAGGCCGAAAGCGGGCGGCCAAGGACCUGUACCACAGUAUUUUCCCUUGGACUUUGCCAGGGCGCUUGGUUCCGGAGGAUGGGAUCUGCUCAAAGGUGCAUGAGCCCACGGAAAUAACCCUUGAGUUUGCCUCCAACGCGCAACAAGCCGUCGGUGGGAGCUCGUUUAACUACAUGGUCGGCACACAAAACCUGGAGCGUCUCACCGUUGACAAGAUUCGCGUGCUGAGCAUCUCUGGCCUCAAGCUGACUUUGAGACUGGAGGAACGUCGUACUGAAAGCAAUGCGCCUGCAUCUUAUUGGCGUAUCACAAAGGUCAACGGCUUGCCUCUGGGGCGAGAUGAGUCGCUUGUGCUUAACAGGGCUACACUGGGCGACGUCUCGGACCCGCGCUUCAAUAUGGUGCGGGAUCCGGUCGUCGUCAAGCUGCACCACCUGCACCAGGUGGACCUUGUGUACAAUGUCACGGCGGCGGCAGAGGCUGCAGAAGGCGAAGGCGACGUCGAGGUCAAGGAAAGAAUCACACUGCAGCAAACUCAAACCGGAACCGGAGCCCUGACUGAGUCCACUGCACCCGACCUCGGAAACAGGAUGAAGAGCUUCUUCCAGCAGAUCAUGAGUUCGCUGGAAGAAGCCGGUGCGGAGCCGACAUACACCCCCCGAUCAGGGAACGGUGUAUCUGCAACAUCAGGGACCGCGGCGCCCCCGUACAACGUGCUGAUAAACGUCACAGGCAUCACUCCCACAGGCCUCGGGGCGGCGCCCCUCCCCUCGGUGGACAUGCCGCCAGGCGCGCAUAUCCCGCACGUAGGGCCCUUCACUGCGAGCUACCUCCCCUGGUCGACCGUGUUCGCGGCUGGGGACGCAUGCGACGGGCCGCUGCCCGAGAUGGCGCCGCGGGACCACCAUGUGAUUGUGAUCCGGCGAGGCGGCUGUUCCUUCUCGGCCAAGCUGGCCAACAUCCCUGCGUACAAGCGCACCUCUGCGAGCCUGCAGCUCGUCGUGGUUGUUUCGGACGACGACGAGGACGACGGCUUCUUCCGCGACGGCCGCGACGGCGGCGGCAUGGCCGCGCGCGACUACGAUAGGAUCGUGCGCCCGCUGCUCGACGUCAUGCAGACCACCCCGUCGGGCAUGGUGAGGCACCAUCCCCUCUCCAUGCUGCUCGUCGGUGGUGGCGACGCGGCCUACCACCAGAUCUCGCAGGCGGAGCGGCUGGGGCUGACGAGGAGGUAUUACAUUGAGAGCCAUGGCGUCAGAGUUAGAAAUAUUGUGAUAGAUGACGGGGACAGCGGCGAGCUCACGUUGAAGGCAUAA